Paramecium tetraurelia is the source of this 7797-nucleotide messenger RNA. RefSeq lists its product as uncharacterized. NCBI's taxonomy places the organism in Eukaryota, Ciliophora, Oligohymenophorea, Peniculida, Parameciidae. Gene Ontology annotation, molecular function: calcium channel activity. The transcript is spliced from 4 exons. The record is from RefSeq and is a predicted model, not a curated record. Gene Ontology annotation, cellular component: membrane. Gene Ontology annotation, biological process: calcium ion transmembrane transport.
AUGAAUAAUCUUCGAUAUGGCUAAAUUGUCAGAAUUCAGGGGGAUUAUGGAAUGAUAGUCACCAAAGGAUACACUCAGACGAAUGUAUAUUACAUGACCUUCACAAAUUUGGCCAAGAUAAGCAAUUUUCGGGAGUCAUUAUUUUAAGUGCUUCCCAAAGGGAGCUUUGAAAUUCAUGAUGAAUUCAUGAAAUCUCACAAGAAGUAAGCCAGCAAGUAUCAUUAAAUUAGAGCGAAUCAGGAUCUGCUUGAUUAACGACUGAAGACAGAAUUGAACUAAUAUUUUUCUUUUGUGGAAACCAAGAUGGAUGAAGAGGUUCUGUUUGGUCAGGAGAUAGUAUUGAAACAUUUUGAUUCCGAAUACUUUUUGGUUGGAUCUUACAAGUGCUCAGAAUAGUCGAUGGAGGCAUUUCAGGUAAGUCUGAGUAGCAAGCCUUCGAGUCAAGCAUUAUUUAGAAUAGAAGCAUAUUAAACCUAUCAGAAGGAUGGUCAGCAAAUAUACUUUGAUGAACCCUUCUUAUUGGUGAAUACGAAGCAAUAAUUUUGUUUGGAUUUUAUUGAAAAACCAAUACAAUGGUUAGAUGAUGAAAGUUGUUUGGCCUACAUCAAGCGAUUAAAUGACGUGCAAAGACACUAGGUGAUAAUUACUCAUAACAGCAAGACUAGUUGGAAAAUGAAGUUAUUUAUGCGGAAUGAUUAGCGAAUCGAAAAGAAAUCGAUAAGGAAUUACGAAUUAAUAUAUUUAUAAUACACUGAAGAUGGAACGUAUUUGAAUGGAGAACAAUAGAUCAUUUCAUUAUAACAAGCAGGAUUGAAUAUUCCAUUGACAGCCAUUUGGGAAUUGCAAGUGUUAUAACCUACUAAUGAUUUCAAACGCAAUCAACCGUAGAUAAACAAGGAUAAUUAAAGAGGAUCGGUUUUCUAAAAUAACUUUGAUUUUUUGAAGGAAUUUUCAAGAGUUGCACCAAGACAGAAGAGCGUUGUCGAGUACUAAUAGUAAGCCUAAUCAUAAGUCACUAAGAAAACUCCCCAGUAAGAAUUCAUCCUUAGAAACUACAUCUCAGGUAAGGUGCUUACCUCUAGAGGUUAAUUGCCCUAGUUGCAUGAUUAUAUUUAAGAACCCAACUAAGUUGUGGAAAUCUUGCCUGCCAAGUAAGGGUAACAGGAGAUUGUAGAGAAUUCUUAUAUUCAAUUGUCAGUCGAUAAGGAAUUGUUAUAAAAUGUUGAGAUCGAAGACUAAUGGAAUGAUAGUAUCAAAGAAGAUGAAGAGAUAGAGUCUACGGUGAUAAAGAAAUAGUUGGCUUUUGAGGAGAAAGAACAUCAACAUGCUUUCCAAAUCAAAAAAGUCAAAGGGAAUAUAAAAAACAAUUUAAUGUUUGUGUUAUCAGCCUAAGAAGUGCUGUUCUAAUUUGUUUUGAUUUUGAAUAAACAAGUUGAUAUUAUUUGGAAAUUGCUUCAUGCUUAAUAGUUAUCAUAAGUGGUGGAAGUUAUUCAAUAAUUGAUUCAAUUCUUGUAAUUCGAGGUGGCCAAUCGUUAGUAAUGUAUCAAGGAAACCUACAUCAUUGAUUUGGCUAUGAAAAUCUUGGUGCCUAUAUAUGAGAAGAAGUUGUAUGCCACUGAUGUUAAGAAUUUACAAAAAAAGAUGAAAAAGAUAUUCAAAUUAACCUAUUAAUUGAUUAAGGAGUUAACGUAGAAUAACAAACAACUUAAGUAAGAUAUGGGAAAGUAUUUGAAAGAUUUUUUAGAACAAGCCAUGGAUGACGAAGCAAGAGCUCAGGACAGUUUAAAAGAAUUGUUAGAAGACAAUUAUGAGUCUAUUUAGAAGUUUGUCACUGAUGAUCAUAUUCAGAAAGUAUUUGAGAAAAUGAAACAAAAUCCCAAUGAAAAAUAUUUAUCAAUUCUAAGCAGUAUUUGUGUUUGCAAAGGAAGAGCCAUUUUGAAGAAUCAAAUUUUAAUUUUAAAAUUAGUAUUUCAAAGCAAUGAAUUGUUGAAUUUCAAAUUUAGAUUGAAUACUAAAAACAAGGUUGAAGUGCUCUGUAGGAUCAAUAAAUUAAAACCUAUGUGGCGAAGAAUUCGUUAAAUAUACUAGGAAAGUCAGGAGUAAGAUGGAUUGUAGACUUGGAAUUACCUCUAAGGCUAUUUCAACCUCUUAGGAGAUGUGUGUUAUAACAGGAAUAAAUUAGCAUAAGACUUUGUAAAAGAAAACAUCUCAAUUUCAAUAUUAUUAGCCUUAGUAGAAGAUAGUCAUUCUCAAUCUAUAAAUACAUUUGAAUCGUAUUUAAAAGUAAUUCAUUUGGCAUUUGUAGACACUCCUGGAUAUCAAACCCUUGUGAUUAGCAAAGUCAUAGAUUGGGAGGAGAACGAAUAAAUUUCAAUAGAGAAAAGAAUGUCAAUGAGAAGAAUCAAUAGUUUUGGUGGGUUUAGUAAUCAUUUGCCAUUGUAAAAUGUAAGCGAUCUCAACAAUAUCAUAAAGUAUGUCUAACAGUUUAUUGCCAAAUUCACUCAUUUUACUUAUGAUUAGAAAUAUAAUUAGACUCUGCAAAGAGUGCUCAUGAUAAUCAAAACCUUAUUGACGAUGAAUCUAGAAAUAGACACUAUGCAAUUAUUAUAAGAUUUGUUGAGAAUAUGUUCAUGCUAGAAGGAUUUCUAAAAUUUAGAAUAAUAAAAGGGAGAAGAGAAUAUCAAAAAGGCUAAACAUAGGAUGACUAAAGUAUCAUCAGAGAACAAACCAAUAAUGGAAUGCAAGAUGCUAGCCUCUAAUAUUAUAUUAAAUAUACUUGAUCUUGAGAAUGAUAUUAGGAUUAAUGAGAUGGUAGCUUAUUUUAGAAGUAAGAGAGGAAGUGAUUAUACUAAUGAUUCAGCAAAUAACUCACCUCCUAAAAAGGGACUAAUAAGUGGUAUGGUGGACUUCGUCUAAAGAUUUUCACAUAAGCCUCCUGAAGAAUAAUAAUAAUUAUUAGAUAACAAUAGUUCUGUCUUUAAAGAUUUUGCUAAAAGUUUAAGUGGUUCUAAGGACAAAACUGAACAAGAAUCCUAUAACAUUCCUUAAUGGAUUCAAGUCAUAAAAGAUUUACUAGAUAAUAGAAAUUUAUUCAAAAAUUUCAAUAAUAAUGUGAUGUUGGUAUUUGUAGAAAUUUCUUUGAUGUAGGAACCAAAAAUGGUUGAAACAGCCUUAUAAUUAUUUAAUAGAAUGCUUGGUUAGAGAAGAGAGUUAAUUAAACAUUUCUCUUAGAUUGUUUUAUUAUCUAAAAAUUGUUAAAAAAAUGUCAAAGAACUGAUUAGCAAAUGCAUUCAGAUCAGACAACGUUUAGAAUAAUUGAGUGAUAAAAAUGUUUAUACAAUUACAAAAGAGAAUUAAAGUACUUCAAACAUAUAAGUUGAUGAAAUAAUUGAAGAUCUCAAUAAGCUGUGUGUUUCAUUGAAAUUGCAGAGGUUUACAAGUCAGGUUGUUCAAAUUUCAUUGGCUUUUAAUGAGUGCGAAGAGAACGACAAAACAAAUCAAACUUUAUUUAAAGCAUUGGAUAUGCAUCAAACAUUAGUUACUUACAUUUCUGGAGCAGAUGAAAUCAAUCCAUAUUUGUAGGGAUUAUUGAAUUCUUGUUAUAAAUUCUUGACUCUUUUCAUUUGGAAUCAUGCAACCAAUAAGAUUGAAAUAAAAUGGCCUUUAAAAUAAAUUUAUUUUCAUUUACAAUACAAUUCUUGUUGCAUUGACUUUGUAAGAGAACUAUAUCAUAACAAUAAAGAGUUGCUCUACAAUGAAAACGAAGUAUCUGUGGCUAUUAAGUCUAUCAUUCAAUAGAUGAAUAAGGAAAAGCCAGAUAGCAUGUAUAGGGUCAAACUGUUUGAUUCCCUAAGAGUUUUCUUGUAUGAUCAUAAUAAGACAAUCAAAUUCAAUCAAUUGUAAAUCCUAGCCUUGCUUCAGCAGAAGUAGAAUAGGAAUUUAAUCUACGUUCUCAAUGACUUAUAGUCUGAAUUUUCAAUGGAUUCCAUCAGCAAGCCAGAAACUCCAUUGAUGAAAUCAAAGGUGUGGGAUGCUGAGAGUUUUCACGAAUUAAUUGAUGACUAUAGUGCUAAUUAUGAGAAGAUGGAGGAAACAAAAUUGUUGCAUAUCCAACCUCAAUUAUAAUACAUGGUGAUACAUUUUGAAAUUUUCAGUUUGUUGGUUGAAGAUCAUAAUGUAAUUAACUAAGAGAAAUGUCGAGUCAUGCAUCCUUACCAUUCCCUAUUAUAUUUGAUGAAAAACUCUUAUCAAAGCAAUUGUUGGCCAUUGCAGCACUUCCUGAGAAGUUACAUGAAUCGUCUUUACUAUAAUAGUCAAAUGGAAUUAAUAAGUUAACUGUGUAUUUAGGAAGAUUUGGAAAUUAUCCGACAUCAGCUGGAUCAAAUUCUAUUACUGAAGGGCUGCAAUUAUAUCAAGCAAGUUUAAAUUGUUGAUGGUGUUAGAUUUUAGUUCAUGUUCUCAUAUAUCUUUGCUUGUAUGCAGGAGAUAUUGUAUUCGAUCAACCUAUUGUUUCUUAAUGAUAAUUUUCUAUCUGAGUUGGAAGCAUAAUUGGGCAAAGAUGUCGAGAGUCUCAGAAUCCAUUAAUUGCUAUUCAAGAUUGCAGGUCACUUAGUUCAGAUUUAAAAAAUGUGGUUUAAAUCAAGUCACAUAACUCAUUUGUGUUAGGUUCUGAUAAACAUCAUGAAAAUAGUGUUUAGAACAUUCGACAUUAGUGUAUUAUUGAGAUUGGAAAAGAUGUUCAAUGGAAAUGUGAGUGAACCACAAACUCCUUUAAAAUAGAACGAAAUUUAAGAGCAGGAAAAGGAGAAUCUUCAAACUGAUUAGAACGAAUAGAAUGAACAAGAUGGCAUUAUAAAUAGAUUGCUGAUUGUAACUGAGACAAAGUUAUCGCAAGAUGAAAAGAUUCAAUCUAAUCUUUAACAAACAUUAAAGAGGAUCUUCCAUUUGAAAUCCAAAAAGAGACUGUCCAUAAUCGAAGAACCUGACAAUAAUGCAGAACUAAACAUUAGGUUGAUGAAGUUGAUUAAACUAUUCAGUGAGAAUGAAGAGUUUUAGGGAUUCAUUGAAUAGGAGUUUAAUUCAUUAUGUGGUGAAUUCACAAAAAUUGACGAGUUCUCUUUGACAGCCUAUCAAACUUAAUAUCCAGCAAUUACUUUGGAAGAGUUCUUAAAGAAUUUAAUAUAGAUGAAUAUCACUCAUCAAUUAAAUGAUGAUUUAAGAAGCUACUUCUUAAAAGUAUUAACAAGAAUGAUUAGUGAAAAGAACCCAAAUAUCAACAGUCAAGAUGAAUAGGCCAAGUUGGCAAUAGAUGAAUGGGAACCUGAAUUUUGGAGUGAUUCCAGAUAAUAGAUCUAGGAGAUACAAUGUUUUUUGGCGGGAUGUGGAGCAGCUCAAUUGAUUUAUGAAAUGUUCAAGGAGAACUUUGAUGAUAGAUGGGAGUUAUUUAAUUAGUUAUUAAUAUUUUCAAAUGCAUUUCUAUUGGGAGGCAAUACCAAAUGCUAAGAUUCUCUGCUGUAAUUAUUGAAAUAGGAUUCCUCGAAUUAGAUGAUGAGCAAUUUGCAAUAAUCUAUUCUUAAGUUUAGCAAAUUUGUUAAUACUAAUUUCAAGAUUUAGAAGACCAAAUUUUAGAAAGACAAGCAAAACCCCUUUCUUUCAAUCGUUUAUGUGGAUAAUUUAACACAAUUCAGUGAGAAGACUGAAACCUUAAAAAGGUCUUUGCCUUCUGCCAUAGAGAGUUAAAAUACAAUUAAGAAUAGAUAAUUAUCAAUUAAAGUGAUGUGGAGAGCAUUCAGAAUGUUGCAAUUGAUGUGUGAGAAUAAUAAUGUUCAGAUGAAGAACUAUCUACGAGAAUAAACUGAUAAGGAAGAUUCAGUUCAUAUCAACAGUAUUAAUUUUAUUGAGUUUGCUACCAAGGAGUUGAGAAUAUUGUUGAAGAUAUUGAAUAAGAAUGUAGUAUCAAUUACUUAACAAAUAGUGGAUUUUAUAAAUGAAGUCAUUCAAUUGCCAUGCUUUUUAAAUCAAGUCACUCUAUGUAAAUCAACAUAUAUGGAAGAUGUAUGUUUUACAUUUGAAACCUUUUAAAAAGAGGAAAGCCAAUUAAUUCAAAGGGAACUCCAUACUCCAGAAGAACAGGAUGAGUUAUUUGAAUUAUAAGCAAAGAUUAUUCAAUCAAUUAUGUUGGUUUUAGAAGGGAAUAACCAUAAAAACUAUGAGGAAUUAUAAUAGAAAUUGGACUCUAGGUUUUUGGUUAAUUUCAUUAAAUUGAUUGUUUAGAAGGUGGGCAUCGAGAAGAUAUUUGAUUUUAAGAAGGAAGCUAGAUUCUCUGAUGAGAUACAAUAAAUGUUGAAUGUAUUCAUAAUAAAGGAGAAAAUAGAAUAUGUUAGUAAGGAUCAAAAGUGGGUGAAGCAUUUUAAGUAAGAAUUUGAGAGCAAUCCAACUUUAAAAGAUAUUUAGACUAUGUGUUUGAAUAAUUUAAGAAAGAUUGAAAUUUUCUAUGAGAAUGAAUAUCAAAUGGUGUUCUUCCCUGCUCAUCCAGUAUUUCAAUUUUUGAGUGAUGAAACCAGAGAUAAAAUAAUGUUCAAAAUACCAAGAGACACACAGAGAAAGAAGUUGAUAUCUCUUCUUGAGGAAAUGGAUAUGAUUUUUAGGGAAAUCAGUUACAAUUUUAGUUUAUAAAAUUGGAUUUUACCAAUAACCCAUAAGACAAUUCAACUAUUAAUAAAUAUCUCACAAUUAUUGUCAUUAUUUAUUAAUAUUUUUAUGAUAUAUGCAUAUGCAGUUAUGAUAAAAGACAAGCAAUCAACAUUAGUAACAGAUGACUACGAGGAGGCAACAUUGUUUAUUUUAUCCUUAUUGCAAUUUAGUUUCAGUUUGUGUGCAUGUACAUUUUACAUAAUAAGCAGAGCAUCAUUGGAAUUCAAGAAACUUAAAUAAGAGUAAUUCUCUUUGACUUAAAUUCACUCUUAUAUAAUUUAAAAGAUAUCCAAUUUCAUUAUUGUUUUCAAAGGAGAAGAUUUCCUGUCUCAUAUAUCAUUUACUGCAAUUGCAUUUUUAGGGUUAAUUUCAAAUACAUAUUACUUUUCGUUGCAUUUGUUCUAUUUAUUUGGAUAAUUAUCAUUAUUGCAAAGUGUGUUUUAGGCAAUAUCUCACAAUGCAAAAUAACUAUCUUUGGUAGCUUUGCUUGGAGUGUUGUUUUAAUUUGUAUUCAGCAUAGUGGGAUUCAAUAAUUACGUGGAUGACAUAUAUCCUGAACAAGUGGAGGAUCCUUGUCACAGUCUCAUCAGCUGUAUGAUAACCUUGAUGACUUCUGGAGUGAUUGGUAGUUCGAUGUCAUAAUGGGAUCCCUUGAAGUUCAUCUAUGAUACAGUUUACUUCGUGUUCUUUGCACUAUUGUUCACCAAUAUAAUCUCAGGUAUAAUGACUGACACAUUUGCACAAUUGAGAGAUCAAAGAACCCAGAUAGAAGAUGAUAAGAAAAACAAAUGUUUCAUUUGUGGAAUUGAUAGACAAACCCUCGAAAAGCAGCAAGAAGAUUUUGAAGAGCACAUAAAGAGUAAGCAUUUCUUGUGGAAUUACGUGUUCUACAUUUAUUGUCUCUAGAAUAAGGAUUCCACAGAAUACACUGGAUUAGAGUACUGGAUAAUGGAUAAGGUGUAAUCUGAAAGUGUUAGUUGGUUUCCGAUUAGAUCUGAGGAUGAAGAUGAUCGUACUAAACAGAUUGAGUUAUUAUAAUAAAAGAUAGAAGAUCUGGCAUAGUAAUUAAAGACUUAGUUGUUGCAGCAAUAGAUUGAAGAAUGA